AUGGCUGACAUGAAUUUUGAUGAGAUUCUUGAGGUUCCUGACACUCCUGACCAACAGCAGUCAAAAUACCAUGUUUCCAGCUCUAUUGUUGGGAGGGAUGAUACAAUGGCAGCUGCUAAUCCAUCACCAGUGCGCAAACUUAGAAUUAGAUUCAAGAACAAUUCCCUGCAUGGUUCAAGUCAAAAUAAUGCUUGUAGUGUAUUGCCUGCAGCUUCAGAUACUGAUCAUAUUUUCAAACAAGCUGAAACAGCACAGAUUCUGGAACUGAAAGACUAUAAUGCAAAAAUUUCCCUAAAGAAAUCUGUCAGGACAGGGAUAUCUGUUGACAAUGAAAAGAGGGCUGAAAAACAUGGCUUGGAUCAGAGCAGAAGCAUUUCGAACAACAUAAGUUGUAGUGUGACUGGAGGAAGGAAACCUACCUUCCAAGCUAAAGAUGGAGAGGUUGUUCAGCAAGAUGCAGGUCAUCAGAAUGCAAACUUUCUAGGCAUAGGAUCAGGUCUUCCUACUAUCCCAGUGGGAAAACCAGGAAACAGAACAUGCACUAGCACUACUGAUAAGCUGAAAGGUGUAACAGGUGCUGAUGUUUGUCCAGGAUCAAGUUCUGGGGAGAUCAAAGGGGAAGUGACAACUAACAAGGUCAUUGCAGGACCUACAAGCCCUCUGUGUGUUGUUCCUCGAAGGCAUGUUGGCCAAAAAAGGCUGGUCCGCAAUGGAUGUAUUUCUCCCUCUAACAUAGCCAAGAGAAAUGUAAAAGUUGAUGAAAAACGGGAAAUGUGCUCUUCAAGUGAACAUUUGCACCAUCCACAUCCUCAGCUUGAUGCAUUUGACAGAAGCAAUGUGAUUGACCUCACUGAUAAUUCACCAAUAAUGACAAGGCAGAGAUCUAAAGUGAACAAUAAAUUGAUCCCUGGACACAAUAUGGACACAAGGGCCACAAAAAAACUGAGAACAGACACAACUGGCAGGACUUCGGUUCCACCGUCCAAAUAUCAUGCAAACAGCAGCAAUUGUUCUGAAGCUAAUUUAUCAGGCCGCAACAACAAAGGAAAAGGAAUUAGCAGUGAUAUCUUGGAUAGUGAUCAAAUUGGAGAAGCUAAUUUGAGGGGGGUUGAUCUUAGUACUGCUGGAACUUAUGUAAACAAAAACAGUUCUGAUAUAAACGUGGAGCAAGGUUGGAGAACAACACACAACCACACAAGUAAAUUACCCAUUUCAUUUAUGGGUAACGCAACUAGUAGUUCCAGACGGGAAUCUGGAUCUUCCAUGCGAUCUAAUCAAAACCAUGGAUCUGCUGGAGGCAAUCAUAGCUCAGUUAGUGGAGCAACCAUGAUGGUUCCUGAUAGGUUAGGGAAUGAAACAAUAAUGAUUCGUAAAGGAUGGAGAAAAGAAACCUCAACUUCUUCUCAUACUGGUGAAAGCUCUAGUGCUGUGGACGAACCUAGAGGUUCUCUUCAAUCGUCAAAAAUAUCAGCUGGCAGAAAUCAUACCAGUCAUCAGCAUAAUAUUCCUGUAAUAACCAUAGAUGACAUAUUCCCUGAAGCUAGACCUAGUUCGAGUGGAUUCACUAAUGGAACCUCCGUUGAUCCUAACAUAGAAGCACAAUUGGAGUCGGAUGAGUUAUUGGCUCGCCAACUCCAGGAGCAGCUUUACAAUGAAUCUCCUCGUUUUGCCCCAACAGAAGAGAUUGAUGCAAUCGUAGCAAUGUCACUUCAGCAUGAAGAAGAUACACAUUGGACAUCUAGGCCUGUAAGGAGGUUCCAAAACAAUACUAGAGAUGCCCGGGCUUCUCGUUUGAGUUCUUAUCGAAAUGCUCUUAGGGCUCGAUUGGCGACAGCAAACGAUAUGAUUUCCCGUCUGCAGAGUACUGCUCCAAUAACACUGGGAUUGGGAGCUGCUUUAGCAAGAUAUCCUGGUGCUUUGCACAUUCAACCAAACAUUGACUUAAAUGACUAUGACGCACUGCUUGCACUGGAUGAAAAUAACCACCAGCACGCUGGUGCUUCAGAAAGCCAGAUCAAUAAUUUGCCGCAGUCAGUAGUUCAGUCCAAUAGCAUUGAAGAUCCAUGUUCUGUCUGCCUUGAAAAUCCUUCCGUGGGAGAUACUAUCCGCCAUUUGCCAUGCUUUCACAAGUUCCAUAAAGAGUGUAUUGACGAGUGGCUUAAAAGAAAGAAACUGUGCCCAGUCUGCAAGUUUGGGAUUAAUUGA
Molecule: messenger RNA, 2205 nt
Organism: Miscanthus lutarioriparius
Lineage: Eukaryota; Viridiplantae; Streptophyta; Magnoliopsida; Poales; Poaceae
Source: the annotation of a GenBank genome assembly